Salvia splendens (bonfire salvia) is the source of this 606-nucleotide messenger RNA. RefSeq names its product enhancer of mRNA-decapping protein 1. The record is from RefSeq and is a predicted model, not a curated record. Bases 1 to 606 code for a protein of 201 amino acids. The transcript has a single exon. Lineage: Eukaryota; Viridiplantae; Streptophyta; Magnoliopsida; Lamiales; Lamiaceae.
AUGGGGACGGAGGUUUUAUACUCGCAGGAUUUGUUAGCACAGCGGCUCCACGUCGCUCCGCCGCCCUUCCACCGCCGCAGAAACAACCCUUCCCAGGGGAAUUUGACGAAUUUGAUCGUCAAUCGGCGGCCGGGAAACAACACCAACGCCAACACCAACACCAACAAUAAGAAGACUUCUCCCAGAUCCGAGAAGAGAAAAUCCAACGAAUCAAAAAAAGCGACCCACGGCAGCGAUGCGCGGCGGAGAGACGUCUCCGGCGGGCCGACGGUGGGCCAGGUCACGAUUCUGCGGAGGGGCCAGUCGCUGAGCUCCAUCGCCGCAAAAUUGAACGGCGGCGAGGGAGGCGACGCGAGAUCCAGGUCUCCGCCGGCGAAGAAGCCGGCGGCGGACGAUAUGGCUCCGGAAAUGAUGCCGAAGCCGAUCCGCCUAUCGCCGGCGCCGCUGCCCGACAUGUACGCCGGGACCGCGUUUGCGCUGUCGCCAUCUCCUCGAUCUCUACCUCUACCUUCUUUUUUCAACAAGAAACAACAGGAUUUCGUCAAGAUCAAUUCUUCCGAUGAUCCGGCGACGAGGGAUCUGCGCCGAUUGCUUCGACUCGAGUGA